UGUCCAUCUGGAUUGCAUUGGGAUCGAAAACGUAAUAUUUGCAACAACCCAUCGGAAGCAAAGUGCCCUAACUGGUUCAAAUGCAUUGAGGGUACUACCAAGCCUCACCAAUGUGAAUGUAACCUAUACUAUAAGUGCAUAAAUAAUGAUUUCGUACUGCAGAAAUGCCCCAAUGGUUUGGACUGGGAUCGAAAAAAUAAUGCUUGCAGAGAUCCUAAGGAUGCAGGUUGUAGACCAGUUUGUAAAGACGGUCCGUACAAACCACACGAAAAGGAUUGCGAUAAGUAUUACAAGUGCGAAAAUGGUAAUUACGUUCCGAAAACAUGUCCAUCUGGAUUACAUUGGGAUCGACAACGCAAUACUUGCAGCAACCCAUCGGAAGCAAAGUGCCCUUACCCUCCCCCCCCUUGCACUGAGGGUUCUACCCAUCCUCAUGAGUGCCAAUGCCGAUUGUACUAUAAAUGCAAAAAUGGUGGAUUGACCUUACAGGAAUGUGAAGUCGGUAAAGAAUGGGAUCGCAUUAAUCAUAUUUGCACAGAUCCUGCUAGUGCAAAUUGUCCUAAGAGACACCCCUUUGGCUGUAAUGAAGGUUCUUAUAAAUCCGACGAUAAGGAAUGCAAUAUUUAUUACAAAUGCAUAAGUAAUAAUUAUGUUUCGAAAACAUGUACACCUGGAUUACAUUGGAAUCGAAAACGUAAUCUUUGCACUGAUCCAAUAGAUGCACGUUGUCCUACGUCACCUAUUAACCCGUGUCUAGGAGGUUUUUACAAACCCCACGAAAAGAAAUGCGAUAAGUAUUACAAGUGCGAAAAUGGUGAUUAUGUUCUGAAAACAUGUCCAUCUGGAUUACAUUGGAAUCGAAAACGCAAUCUUUGCAUUGUACCAGCAGAUGCACGUUGUCCUACGUCACCUAUUAACACGUGUCUAGGAGGUUUUUACAAACCCCACGAAAAGGAAUGCGAUAAAUAUUACACGUGUGAAAAUGGUGAUUAUGUUCUGAAAACAUGUCCAUCUGGAUUACAUUGGAAUCGAAAACGCAAUCUUUGCAUUGUACCAGCAGAUGCACGUUGUCCUACGUCACCUAUUAACACGUGUCUAGGAGGUUUUUACAAACCCCACGAAAAGGAAUGCGAUAAGUAUUACACGUGCGAAAAUGGUGAUUAUGUUCUGAAAACAUGUCCAUCUGGAUUACAUUGGAGUCGAAAACGCAAUCUUUGCAUUGUACCAGAAGAUGCACGUUGUCCUACGUCACCUAUUAACCCGUGUCCAGAAGGUUUUUACAAACCCCACGAAAAGGAAUGCGAUAAGUAUUUCAAGUGUGAAAAUAAUAAUUACGUUACGAAGACAUGUAUAUCUGGAUUACACUGGAAUCGAAAACACAAUCUUUGCACUGAUCCAGAAAAAGCAAAUUGUCUUAUCCUACGAUCAGAAAGCACGUGCGUCCAAGGUUCUACCAAGCAUCAUGAAUGUGAAUGUUCUUUCUACCAUGUAUGCAUGUAUGACCAAUGGAUUUUGCAAGUUUGUCCAAAAGGAUUAAAUUGGGAUGAAAACGCAAUAUUUGUACUCAUACAGAUUGCAUUAGAUCGUGUCCAGCAGGUCAGGAACAUCCACUUGGAGUCAAAACAUGAAAAUUUGCACGGCUUCUUAAGUUACAAGGUAUGCGUAGAGCCAGAGAAUACGAACAGCAAAGCUACAAAUGAAGAAAAUAUACCUGAGGUAUCUAUAACAGAUAACCUUUUAUCGGAAAAAGUUCCUCAAUCAUCUAGACCAGUAUAUAUAUCACCGAACAUUCCGGGUGUCCCAGAUCAUUGUCCUCCAGAUGAUUAUGGGAAACUUGUACAUUUGCCUCAUGAAACAAAUUGUUCGCUUUUUUACAAAUGCAACAAAGGUGAAAAAAUACUUCAGCGAUGUCCACCAGGUUUACAUUACAAUCCAGUGAUGCAAAUAUGCCUCACGCCGGAACAAUCAAAAUGCACCAGUAAACCAGAAAAUAAAGUAAACGGAAAUCGACAUUUAUCAGAUAUUAAGCAAUCGUUUAGAACGGCUUCUAAAUCGUCUAGACCAGUAUAUAUAUCACCGAAUAUUCCGGGUGUCCCAGAUCAUUGUCCUCCAGAUGAUUAUGGGAAACUUGUACAUUUGCCUCAUGAAACAAAUUGUUCGCUUUUUUACAAAUGCAACAAAGGUGAAAAAAUACUUCAGCGAUGUCCACCAGGUUUACAUUACAAUCCAGUGAUGCAAAUAUGCCUCACGCCGGAACAAUCAAAAUGCACCAGUAAACCAGAAAAUAAAUUAGACGGAAAUCAAUAUGUAUCAGAAAUUGAAGGACUAAAUACUGCGAUUUCUGAAUCAUCGACUCCUGCUGGACAUUCCUUCCUAACGUAA
This is a messenger RNA of Vespula pensylvanica (western yellowjacket), 2382 nucleotides long. RefSeq lists its product as uncharacterized. Gene Ontology annotation, cellular component: extracellular region. Gene Ontology annotation, molecular function: chitin binding. The record is from RefSeq and is a predicted model, not a curated record. Lineage: Eukaryota; Metazoa; Arthropoda; Insecta; Hymenoptera; Vespidae.